GUCAGUGCACUUCAAACUCCAGUCUGUCUUCGUCUGCGCGAUUUCUUCCAUUCAAUUAACCCACCUCACAUCGUCGCAAAUUCGCAUUUCCUCGACUUCGGGGGUUGAGAGUAGGGUUCCAUUGAGAAUAAUGGUGAAAAUUGUGAUCGGCGAUGAAACACAGCUCAAAUUGACGGAAGAUCGCCUCACUCGCUCCGGCGUCCCAGCCGAGGCAGGGCUUGUGAUUGGGAAGUUCAGUUCGAAGCUGGACAAAGGGUUCGUGUAUAAUCUAUUGCCUACUCCACCGAAUGACUCCGGAGAACCUCCUUGCUCGGUGAUAGAUGGCGCUGGGGAAAGUAACAAGAAUAAGAAGAAGAAUUCUUCUAAAGCGAAGUCUCAGCCCGAGGCUGCCGCUCUCUUUAUUGAUAAGGAUUGGGUGUCGGAGCAUGCGCGUCAGGUUUCAAGAAUGUUGUUGGGUGGCAUGAAGGUGAUUGGAAUUUAUGUAUGGAUUAAUGAGAACUUGUUCAAGAAUUCAACUACAACAUUAUGCCAGACAUUACUAGGAGUUGCUGAAGCAGCCUCCUCAAUGGUGAGUGACAGUAAUGAGGCAGUGCUAGUUCAUAUAGGCUAUAGCCCUCUGAGGUGGACAUGCCGGAAUUGCUCUUUAGCAUCAAACAUCACUUCAAGCAGUCUACGACCCUGUGAGUUUAAAAUGGGAAAAGUUUUGGGUUCCCUUCAAACCUUCCGAUGCACAUAUAAUUUUGAUUUAAGGUUGCCUAUACCACAUGAUGAAUUGGAGAUCACAAAAUUUUCUAAUAUUCUUCGGGAUGAAAUCAUACUCCAUGCUAAGGAACUUUCAAGUGCAAAGGCUAUAAUCAAUGGCAAAUUGGUGGCUGAGAAUCAGGAUGAGCUAUCUUUAUCUGAUAAUUUUCAUGAAGUUGAAUUGCUUUUACCUUUUCUGCAAGAUAAAUAUUUGGAAGCGUGUGGGCAGAAGGAGGUGGUUGGUGUUCUAUUGUUUCAAGGAUCUGUUUGCUCUCUUUCGUACUUGAAUUCGAAGGAACCUAUUCUGCAAGCUUUAAUUGAUAUAAAGGAGGAUAUUAUUAGGAGUUUGCUCAGUAGACUGGAUAAUAUUUGUGAUGAGGCUGACAAGGACUUGGAAUCUGAUGGCGGCCAGGAGAACGGAUCUGAUGUUCCUGUUCCACAUUUUGAUCUUUUGACACAAAGAAAACAAUGCAUCCUAUCAUUGCCUCGACGAGUGUUUGUUCCAUGGCUGGAUGGUACUUACAUCUGUGAUUAUAUUCAAUCAUCCGAAACAAUGGAGGUUCUUAAAGACCACUGCACCGAGCUGAUGUCAAUGGAAGUUCCAUCAGACGAUUCAGAAAUUAUGGAACCUGAAUCGAAUCCCCCCACCGCAACAGCUUCUACCACAAAUUCCUUCUGGGAUAUUGCAAUGGGUUUGUCGUCAGCAACGAAGCCAGGUGAUUCAGUCUCAAAGAAGACCAAGAACAUUGCAGGUACAAAUCCUGCAAACUUCACCGAUUUAAAGUCUGUGCUAUCCAUUUUGGUUCUGAUCAUCUCCCUAAUAUUGGGGUUAGUUCUUUAUAUUAUCGGCGACUGAGUAGUGGUUUCUUACGUAAAAAGUUUUGGUUCUUCAUCUUUGAGACUUUCACCCCAUAGAUUUGCUUUCUUAUUGUGCCAAAAACUUGCGGGAAUCUUUCACAUUAGGAGCUUUCAUAGUUCUAAAGCAAACUGUAUAAUUUAGAAACUGCAUGUGUUUUUAGAGCGUAUCUGUUAUAUUUCAUGCACAAAUUCUAUUAAAGAAGUGUAACGGGAAUGUUUGCUUGUGUUUUUGAGUUGUUUCGGUUUUUAAAAUUUUGAAGUGAACAAGUAUUUGUUGCAUUUUAAACAAAAUACCCACUCUAUGUAUUAUUUAAGAGAGACUUUUUACUUGGACUAACAAUUGAUAGAAAUCAACAUGUAUUAAGAAUAGCACAGCAUAGAGAAAUAAGAAAAAACAUGUAAGAACUUGUUCAAAUCAAUCUUUUCACUGACACUUGUUAAACAAACAAUAGAGGUAAAUUCUGACAAAACAAAUACCAAUGGUCACCAAAGCCCCACAACAAAAAGUUGUAAUGCUGCAGAUUAUCUCAGUACAGAGCUAACCUCAAUGCUCCCAUCAAUAAUCUAAUAUGAAUAUCGAAAAAUCCGAUGAAUAUACUAUUACAUCACUUGUAAAUAAAUAGUGAGACGAUAGUAAGACUACCUACUAUCAUUGUUGAAAUUGUGAUCAAUGGUCAU
This is a messenger RNA of Andrographis paniculata, 2277 nucleotides long. RefSeq lists its product as uncharacterized. Lineage: Eukaryota; Viridiplantae; Streptophyta; Magnoliopsida; Lamiales; Acanthaceae. The coding region runs from base 131 to 1597 and encodes 488 amino acids. The transcript has 11 exons. The record is from RefSeq and is a predicted model, not a curated record. Gene Ontology annotation, cellular component: endomembrane system. Gene Ontology annotation, biological process: intracellular protein localization.